UUGAAUCCAUCUGUGGAGAGGUCAGCUGUACUAGGUCCAGAUGUCAUGGAACAUGUACCCUGAGAAUCAAAGACCUGAGACAGAGUGACUCUGCUGUCUACAAGUUUAGGUUCACAACAAACCAACCAGAUGGGGAAUAUACUGGUGACCCUGGAGUGACGUUAACAGACCCAGACCUCCAGGUGAAUGUGUCCUUUCCUCACCCUACCGAUCCUACCUGGGCAGAGCUGGAGUGUCACAGUAUGUGUGGUCUAGCUGGUGACCCUCCCUACAUCUGGUCCAGGAAUGGACAGAAUGUAGGACAGGGAGUGAACUACUGGGCCUACAUUCAGUCUGGAGACAGCUUCUCAUGUGCUGUUGAAGGAUACGAACAUCUCCGCUCUCCUUUAGUGUACGCUCCAAAGACCCCCUCAGUGACCGUGAGUCCCUCUGGUGAAAUAGAGGAGGGCAGUUCAGUGACUCUGAGCUGCAGCAGUGAUGCCAACCCAGCAGCUGAGUACACCUGGUUCAAGGACAACCACCUUCUGCUCUGGGGACCAAGUCAACCUCUUACCUUCCCCUCAGUCCGCCCUGAAGACAGAGGAACGUACCGCUGUCACGCAAAGAACCAAUAUGGACAACUGAGCUCUAACUCGAUAUUCAUGGAUGUCCAGUACGCUCCAAAGACCCCCUCAGUGACCGUGAGUCCCUCUGGUGAAAUAGAGGAGGGCAGUUCAGUGACUCUGAGCUGCAGCAGUGAUGCUAACCCGGUAGCUACCUACACUUGGUUCAGGGAUAUUACUGAUCGUUACUCUAGCCACAUGAACCAGGGACCACAGCUCAUCAUUAGCUACAUCUGGUCUUCAGACUCUGGACAAUAUCGCUGUGACGCUACGAAUAAGCUGGGGAAAAAAUCAUUCACCAAGUCUGUUGAUGUUCAAUACGCUCCAAAGACCCCCUCAGUGACCGUGAGUCCCCCUGGUGAAAUAAAGGAGGGCAGUUCAGUGACUCUGAGCUGCAGCAGUGAUGCCAACCCAGCAGCUAAGUACACCUGGUUCAAGGUUGAUACAGAUCGUUCCUCCAGAAAGAAGAACCAGGGACCACAACUCGUCUUUAGCUACAUCGUGUCUUCAGACUCUGGACAGUAUCGCUGUAAGGCUCAGAAUACGAUAGGGAAAAGUUAUGUCGACAACACUAUUGAUGUUAAAUAUGGGCCUAAACACACAUUUUUGUCAUCAAGUUCCUCUGGUGAAAUAGAGGAGGGCAGUUCAGUGACUCUGAGCUGCAGCAGUGAUGCCAACCCAGCAGCUGAGUACACCUGGUUCAAGAACAACCAACCUCUGCUCUGGGGACCAAGUCAACGUCAUACCUUCCCCUCAGUCCGCCCUAAAGACAGAGGAACGUACCACUGUCAAGCAGGGAACCAAUAUGGACAUUUGAGCUCUAACUCAAUGUUCUUAAAUGUUACAUACGCUCCAAAGACCCCCUCAGUGACCGUGAGUCCCUCUGGUGAAAUAGAGGAGGGCAGUUCAGUGACUCUGAGCUGCAGCAGUGAUGCCAACCCAGCAGCUGAGUACACCUGGUUCAGGGAACAUGAAGACUCAGUGAAAGCAUCAGGACAGAACUACUCCAUCACUAAUAUCACAUCUGAGCUUGGAGGAAACUAUUUCUGCCAAGCACAUAAUGCAAUCGGACAUCAUAAUUCCACCUUUCUGUUAAUUAAAGUUUGUAUUCAGUGUUUGAAAUCGACAUCAUCAUCAUGGACAACAACAUUAGCUGUGAGAGGCAUUGUUGUCUCACUGGCCACCGUACUCCUCCUUGUCUUCCUCUGGAUGAGAAGAAAGAGGGCCUCCAGUAAAGCAUGUGGACAGGGAGGAAGGCCAUAUACCGUGGAGGAGCUACAUCCUGUUCCUGUGUAUGAAAACGUCUCAGCUCUGACCAAUCGCUUGGCGCCUGCAGCACAGAGAGAACCAAUAAAAGAGCAGGAUGGCCAUCACUGUGCCAUCAUCCACACCUCUUCCUCAGACAACCAGGACCAGGACCAGACGGAGAUGGGAGGAACCUCAGAGUUGUAAGCACCGUCAAAUAAACACCCCAGAGUGUGAACCAGCAGCGGCAGCAGGAUUUAAAUGGUGUUACUGAGCAUAGUGUCUGAUUCAUCCAGUUGAAACAGGACAAUAGGAUGGCUGAUUGUUUGCUGAACAUCCUAAGGCUGUUUUCCACUGUUUUCUACUUUUCUAUCAUAAAUAUGGGAUCUUUGCAUUUUAUUAAUGGUAAUAUUAAUAUUUGAGUAUGGUGAUCCUGUGAUGUCAUUACCAUUACUGUGCUAUAUUAAUCAAUUAUAUAUAUAUUACGGUAAUCAAUCAAUGUGAAAAUGAAAGUAUCCAAUCUCAUUGGACCUUCGACCUUAUGUGAUGCUUACAUUAACAUAAAAAUGUUUUUCAUGCCUCAUUCUGAUAUUUUUUGAUUUCAACGCUUUUUUUAAUAAAUGACUACUUUUAA
Molecule: messenger RNA, 2481 nt
Organism: Gadus morhua (Atlantic cod)
Lineage: Eukaryota; Metazoa; Chordata; Actinopteri; Gadiformes; Gadidae
Product: B-cell receptor CD22-like
Exons: 11
Coding region: 243-2054 (603 amino acids)
Source: RefSeq, a predicted model, not a curated record